AUGGCAGGGAGAAGGCUGGGGCAUGGUGAUCCCGGUCUUACUGCUAGUCUCGCACCCAGCUCUCCAGAGCCUGUGCAGCCGAUCCCGGUCAUACUGCUAGCCGCGCACCCAGCUCUCCAGAGCGUGUGCAGCCGAACGCCCCGGCCGGGGUUCCCCGGCACCCGCGCGAGCCUGCCAGCUGCAGUCGGAGUGGAGACCCCUGAGCGAAGGCUGCCCCUCCGAGCAAGGUGCUGGCGCUGCAUUCCGAGGUGCCCGGCCUCUACAACUACCUGCCAUGGCAGUAACAAACUGGAGAGGGAGGGCUCUUCUACUCCGCCCAGGAUGGAUGAAAAUUACAAUCUCUUGCCGCACGGAGUCAAUUUCCAAGAUGCCAUCUUUCCAGACACACAGGAGAACAGAAGGAUGUUUUCCGGCCUUUUCCAGUUUGCUAACUGUUCCCAAGGGCAGCAGCUGACAACUUUCUCGAGUGACUGGGAGAUCCAGGAAGACAACAGGGCUUCACAGUUCAAGCAUGAAGACUGUGUGGCUAUGUUAUUAGAACACGGUGCUGAUCCAAAUGCUAUUGACGACAGUGGGAACACCGCACUGCACUAUGCUGUUUGGCAUAACAGCACCUCAAUGACAGCCAAACUGCUGGCACACAAUGCCGACUUCAGUAUAAAAAAUGAGGAAAGCUUUACACCACUUACACUGGCUCGAAUGAAAAAUGACAACCUGGCAAAACUUUUAGAAGACCAGAAAGAAAAGAUAAAGGAACUUGAUGAAUUAGAAAGGUCUUCAAAGAAAACUUCCAAUGAAAAAGAAGAGGUCAAAGAACAAGGAAAUCAUAUGCUUGACCUUAAGGAACUAAUAUCAUGUGAGGGAAACUCAAAGGACUGUGAGCAGUACAGUUGUGACACUAUUUUGCAUUUUAUUGAAGAGCUCAUGAGGCAGAGAAAAGGUAGGAGUUCUGCAUGCAGCCCCUGUGUGUGCUAUUGAUGAGGGUGAAUUGCC
Apodemus sylvaticus (European woodmouse) is the source of this 993-nucleotide messenger RNA. RefSeq lists its product as uncharacterized. Gene Ontology annotation, molecular function: protein binding. The record is from RefSeq and is a predicted model, not a curated record. Gene Ontology annotation, cellular component: extracellular region. Bases 1 to 978 code for a protein of 325 amino acids. The transcript has 7 exons. Lineage: Eukaryota; Metazoa; Chordata; Mammalia; Rodentia; Muridae. Gene Ontology annotation, biological process: negative regulation of gene expression.